Fusarium odoratissimum NRRL 54006 is the source of this 1522-nucleotide messenger RNA. RefSeq lists its product as uncharacterized. The record is from RefSeq and is a predicted model, not a curated record. The coding region runs from base 50 to 1465 and encodes 471 amino acids. Lineage: Eukaryota; Fungi; Ascomycota; Sordariomycetes; Hypocreales; Nectriaceae. The transcript has 4 exons.
UUUCUCCAAAUAAAAAGACACUCUUUUGUUCAAAUGGUAUAAAUAGAAGAUGCUCUCGGUGAAGAUGUCAUAUUCAUAUGAGCAGCUCUUUGUCAAGCCCAACUAUCUCUCUUGGCUCAAAAAUAUUCUAAUCGGCAUCUCAGUUUUGACCUUUUCUACCGUCGUCUUCUUUGCGCUACACACAUCGCCUCACCUCCCGUUUCGACCAAACAAUAUUCAGAAUUCAUGGGUUCCAUCAGACCCACCAUCAUGGCCGCCGCAGCCAGCUGAGAGUAGUCGAUACACCGACAGGCUCGCCAAUUACAAACCUGAACACCCCAACUUCAGCGAGGUACAGCCCAUAGAAACCAAGCGCCUCGCCGUAUUGCUACCAACCUUUGAUGGACAUUUCCCCCAAGUCCUUCACUAUUUCCAAUCCGUCAAGUGUCUAUGCGUCGAUCAUGACAAAGUGGACUGGCACAUCAUCGUAUCCAACACUGCCGAAGUCGAAGGCCUUACCCAGCUACUUUCGACCCUCGAACCCUGCAACCAAACAUUCAGUCGGUGGAAAACCCCAAAGGACAACGUUCCUGGAAAGAAUCCCAGUUUCAGUAUCGUGAACCUAUACGACAUCCUCCCAGCCAGACUCCGAACGGACCUUACCCCCGAAGACACCAGCGCUUUGUUGAAAAAGUUUGAUAAAUACGCUUAUCAAUCGCUCAAAAAGAUGUCUGCGGCGGAUCAUUUUGACUACGACUUCGCAAUGUGGCUUGAUUCCGAGGCGAUAUUCGUUGCGCCUGGCGAAAUCAGAGACAUCUUUGAGGGGCAUAUGCGGAACCCCAUCGUCUGGCGAUCCAGAAUGUCUUUUCAAGACCGCGAGAAGUUUUUGAUGAGCAAAGCAGCAGCCACUCUGGGGCGGUCUAUUAAUUCUUUUGGUGAUCAGCUUUGGUUGCUGGAAUCUCUCCAGUGGAUCAUCGAAAAGCCUAUAUGGAAUGACAUGGUCUCGUCCGUUGAGAUGGCUCACGGUGGGAACUUUUGGGAUAUUUGGAUUGAGAACUCUUACCCUUUUGAACUGUUGGUGUAUUACCUGCACAUCAUCGCACGCAAGAUGGAAACAGUCAAUUCGAUAUUUUCGAAUUAUCGCAUUCUGGAAACAGAGCGUGAGCUUAUUCGUUUUGGACUAGCAGAGUCUAUCUCGGCCAUGGAGGGUAGAAGAGGAACAGGGUUUAUGGAAAGGCUACCUCAUCUCAUCACGAAACCGCAUUCAGUUUUAGCACCGAAUUUGGUGGCAUUCUGUCGAAGCUAUUCUCUUCGUGCGUUGCGAAUGGAUAACAUGGACAACUUUGAAGAUAGUGCCCUAGACAGGUUUCUGAUCGAUGGAGACAUCAAGAUGUUGGUGUCAGGAGCCCCAGAUAUUCACAAGUGGUGGGAUGAUCGGAUAAAGAAUGGCGAUGCUAUCAAUAACACAGAGGCUAAUUAUAUUUAAUUAAGAGGCAGUCUAAUAAUUAAAGAUCUUUUAGUCCUAUUCUAUAUAAAAUUAAAU